AAACUAAAUUAAAUAUAAUUGUUAAGCGAGCAUACAAAAGAUGUCUAUACUUUAAAUUUCAUGAAAAAUACAAAUAAUUUUGUAUCUGGAAGUGGAGAUAAUUAAAUUAUAAUAUGGUAAGCGACUGGAAAUUAUUAAUGGAAAUGCUCAUAAAAAUUGAAUGAACAUUCAAAUGAGAUAUUUUGUUUACUGCUGAACAACGCUAAUAAUCUAAUUAUCUCAGGUAGUAGAGAUACUACAAUAAAAUUUUGGAUGAAAAAGGAUUAAAAGUUGUGUUAAUAAACCAUAGAAGAUCAUACUGAUUAUGUGUCUUCAUUAAGUUUAAAUGAACGAUAAAAUAAAUUGAUAUCUUGCUCGGAGGAUUAAUAAAUAUUAAUAAUAGAAUAGUAAGAGUUGAAUAAAUAGUGGUUUGUUACACAAAAGAUACAAGUAGAUUAAUUUGGAUUAAGGUUAUGUUUUAUUAAUGAUGAUUAAUUUGCAUUUUAACCUAAAUGCAAAGAUUAAAUGCAUCUAUAUGAGAUAGAUAUAAAUACUAAAUAGUAUAGAAAGAUUAAGAAAAUUGGUGUAAAGUGUGGUUCGAUUGAUGAUGUUUGUGUAUUUCCAUAAUAAUACUUAUAGUCAAAAUGCCUCCUUGUGAAUAAGAAUGGCAGGAAUGUUAAUUUAAUUAGGAAGAAAUAAAAUGGGGACUUCAUAAUUUUAUAGUCCAUUGAGUUUAAUACUCAUCUUAUUUAUGGAUAAUUAAGUAACGACGGAGAGUAUUUGAUCACUAGGGAUAAGGAAUCAAAAGAAAUACAAAUAAGAAAGUGCAGAGAAUUAUGA
Messenger RNA from Paramecium sonneborni, 819 nucleotides. Lineage: Eukaryota; Ciliophora; Oligohymenophorea; Peniculida; Parameciidae. The record is from the annotation of a GenBank genome assembly.